Gamsiella multidivaricata is the source of this 358-nucleotide messenger RNA. Its product is annotated as ribosomal protein S25. Bases 1 to 357 code for a protein of 118 amino acids. Gene Ontology annotation, cellular component: cytosolic small ribosomal subunit. Lineage: Eukaryota; Fungi; Mortierellomycota; Mortierellomycetes; Mortierellales; Mortierellaceae. The transcript has 3 exons. Gene Ontology annotation, molecular function: structural constituent of ribosome. The record is from RefSeq and is a predicted model, not a curated record.
AUGGCCAAAAAGGACGUCGCCGCCAAGCCUACGUCAUCUUCGGGUGGCAAAGCUAAGAAGAAGAAAUGGUCCAAGGGAAAGGUCAAGGACAAGGCUAACAACGCCGUCAUUCUCGACAAGGCUACCUACGACAAGCUUAUGAAGGAGGUUCCCACCUACAAAUUGGUUUCACCCUCCGUCUUGGUUGACCGUCUCCGCAUCAACGGCUCCCUUGCUCGUGCCGCCAUCCGCGAGUUGGUCAAGCUCGGUGUCAUUGUCCCAGUCUCGACCCACGGUGCCCAGUGGAUCUACACCCGUGCCACCGGUGUUGAGGAGGAGAAGAAGGCCCCCAAGAAGGAGGCCGCUGAUGAGGAAUAAA